GCACCCAGACCUGAGGCAGAGCCCCUGGAACCGGGACACCUCCAGGGAUCGAUGACAUUUGCUCUCACCUGAGAAUUAUCAGCUUCCAAUCAGUACCUUGGUACUUGUCUCUGAGAUGGCCACGAAUGCUACGUCUUCUGCAGCAUCCUUCUCUGUAGGUGUCAGAUUCGUGUCUCUGUUGGCUAUUGUCCUGUUGUCAGUGGCGCUGGCGGUGGGGCUCCCUGGCAACAGCUUCGUGGUAUGGAGCAUUCUGAGAAGGAUGCGCAAGCUCUCUGUCACGGCCUUGCUCGUGCUGAACCUAGCACUGGCUGACCUGGCCGUAUUGCUCACGGCUCCUUUUUUCCUGCAUUCCUUGACCCAUGGCUCCUGGAGGUUCAAAUUGGCUGGCUGCCUCCUGUGCCACUACGUCUGUGGAGUCAGCAUGUAUGCCAGCGUCCUGCUGAUCACCGCCAUGAGUCUGGACCGCUCGCUGGCAGUCGCCCGUCCCUUUGUGUCCCAGAAGGUGCGCACCAAGGCGGUUGUCCGGUGGGUGCUGGCGGGGAUCUGGCUGGUGUCCUUUUUGCUGGCCACACCGGUCCUCAGGUACCGCACAGUAAGCUUUGGAUUGAACAACAAGAGUCUGGCUUGCUUUCCCAAGUACCCCAGCCAUGGGCACAGAGCCUUCCACCUGCUCUUCGAGGCCUUCACCGGCUUCCUGCUGCCCUUCGUGGCGGUGGUGGCCAGUUACUCCGACAUCGGGCGCAGGCUGCAGGCGCGGCGCUUCCGCCGCAGUCGCCGAACUGGCCGUCUGGUGGUGCUCAUCAUCGUGGCCUUCGCCGCUUUCUGGCUGCCCUAUCACAUGGUGAACCUGGCCGAGGCGGGCCGCGCGCUGGCCGGCCUGGGUCCGAGGUCCGGGCCGGUGGGGAUGCGGCUGACGCUGGCCCGCAACGUGCUCAUCGCGCUGGCCUUCCUGAGCAGCAGCGUGAACCCGGUGCUGUAUGCAUGUGCCGGCGGCGGCCUGCUGCGCUCCGCUGGGGUGGGCUUCGUCGCCAAGCUGCUGGAGGGCACCGGCUCCGAGAUCUACAGCACUCGCCGUGGGGGAUCCCUGGCCCAGACUGUGAAGAGCACCCCUGUCCCUCCAGAGCCGGACACCACCGAGAGCCUCACGGCGUCCUCCAACUCCCUGAAGAAAAACCAACUGAUCUAGACCAGGUGGAAGGAUGCGCGUUCUCCUCCUCCGGGCAAGGCCCCACGCUUGCCUGACCCAAUUCUGCACCCAGAAGAGGAGGAGAACCUGCAGUGUGGGGAGAUGUGGGGGACAGGGUGGAGCCAAAGCAGAGGAAGGGCUGGGCGAGUCAGCACAUUGCGAGAGCAUGGUCAGGCCUUGUUCCUGGGGUAGCUUUGCAAUUAA
Messenger RNA from Dipodomys ordii (Ord's kangaroo rat), 1390 nucleotides. RefSeq names its product leukotriene B4 receptor (gene Ltb4r). Bases 116 to 1186 code for a protein of 356 amino acids. Gene Ontology annotation, biological process: positive regulation of cytosolic calcium ion concentration; phospholipase C-activating G protein-coupled receptor signaling pathway; complement receptor mediated signaling pathway. The record is from RefSeq and is a predicted model, not a curated record. The transcript is spliced from 2 exons. Gene Ontology annotation, molecular function: leukotriene receptor activity; complement receptor activity. NCBI's taxonomy places the organism in Eukaryota, Metazoa, Chordata, Mammalia, Rodentia, Heteromyidae. Gene Ontology annotation, cellular component: plasma membrane.